Messenger RNA from Fusarium verticillioides 7600, 2527 nucleotides. RefSeq lists its product as hypothetical. Bases 57 to 2282 code for a protein of 741 amino acids. Gene Ontology annotation, molecular function: DNA-binding transcription factor activity, RNA polymerase II-specific; DNA binding; zinc ion binding. The transcript has 5 exons. Gene Ontology annotation, biological process: regulation of DNA-templated transcription; DNA-templated transcription. NCBI's taxonomy places the organism in Eukaryota, Fungi, Ascomycota, Sordariomycetes, Hypocreales, Nectriaceae. The record is from RefSeq and is a predicted model, not a curated record.
AUUGGCUUCAUGUCAUAUUAAUUCUUCUUCCAACCCCAAAUACCUCGGUCUCGGCAAUGGAAACUCAGCCCGGCACUUCCGAGGUCAAUCAAUCCAACAGAAAGCGUGUCAUCACAGCUUGUCUGACAUGCCGCCAUCGAAAAGUAAAGUGUGAUCAUGCACAUCCAGUUUGCUCACCGUGUAAGAAAGGAAACCGUGUUUGCACUUAUACCAGUCCACAACCAAUUUCACAGUCUUCUCGACUUGCAAGUGGGAAUAGAGUGUCAAGAAGCAACCGACAAAUUGGUCAAGACGAUAUCAAGAACCGCCUCGAACGGCUGGAGCAACUUCUUGAACGUGCCCUCAACGGCCGCCCUGCCGUCCCACAACAUCCGGCUGAUACAGCUUUCAACCCGGAGCCUCCGCUUUCAAAUCAUCAGGGACCGUGUUCUUCACAGAAUCCUCAGUCGGAAACCUUAUCAACCGAUGGUUACGAUGGUGCUUUGCUCCUCGAAGGCCAAGGGGGUCAAUCACGCUGGGUAUCAUCUCUUCACUACUCUCUCCUGGCUGAUGAGAUCCGUGAUGUCAAGAUGCUCCUUGGAGGCCAGUCUGAUGAUACACCGAGAGAAAGCUUGCCGACAGUACCGUCAGAAUCCCCCUUUCCAUUUUCAGGACUUUCCACGAAUGACCUCAGAACUUGGGCGCCGCCUUCAGCAGACACAUGCUUGAUUCUACUGGAUACAUUCUACUCUAACGUUGACCCAAUGACUAGAAUAGUUCAUAAGCCUACCCUCAAACGACGACUGAUCCAGUAUAUCGAUUACACGUACGGCAUGAACGCUCCAAGCUCUGACCGCGAAGAGUGUUUGGCCGCUCACUCUGGUGAGGAUACUCACCCUUUCGAACCAUUGGCGUUGGCUGUCUUCUAUUCAGCUAUCAAUAGUCUUUCGGCUGAAGAUGCAUUGUUGCAAUUUUCCAUAGAAAAAGAGACACUCCUUUCCCAAUUUCAACAUGGCGUGCAAGUCGGUCUGGGGAGAGAGAACUUCUUGACUACGUCAAGCAUUGAAGUACUUCAAGCAUUUGUACUCCUUCUAACCUGUCAGUCGCGAGAAGACGACAUGGCAAAAACCUGGACCCUUUUAGGUCUUGCUCACAAGAUGGCGCUUUCACAAGGUCUGCAUAGAGAACCCUCGCUAUUCACGUCAACAGGCAUGGAUGUCGUCCAAGUUGAAAUUCGCCGCAGGCUAUGGCAUCAGAUAUGCCACCUCGACUAUCGCUCUGCAGAAAGCAGGGGUCAAGAGCCGACGAUAUCAGACGAGGACUUUACCACCUUUCUUCCACGAAACAUAUCGGAUGAAGCCCUCGUUGAUGGAAGCUUAGACGAGCCGUCUGCUAGGCCUGGGUUUACCGACAUGACGGUUCACUUGAUCCGUCUGUAUGGACAUCAUUGCUUUAGACGAAUUGUUCGAGGCACUUAUAAGCUUGAAAGAACGACGAAAUCACAAGAAGUCAAGAAUGAUGACAACAUUAGCCCAGUUGCCAAGCUUCGGUCCUUAUUUGAGGAAGUCAGGGGCAUGGUAGAUGAGAUGGUCAAUCACUUCCAAACACACUAUCUACAAUACUGCGGUCCACAUGUUCCAGAGCAACGAAUGGCAAUUGGUCUUGCAACGGUGGUCGAAUGGCGGUGCUGGUCUAUAUUCUGGCUGCGAACACCAAAGCAAUACCGGGAGUUGGUGAUUACCCCUGAAGUUCGACAAAUAAUACUAGAGAAAUCGGUGAACCUAAUCGAGAGCUUGAAUACUAUGCCCGGUGAUAAGGACGCCCAGCGGUUUGGAUGGCAUAUUGGCAGUCAUGCAUGUUUCCAACCUAUCAUGCAUAUUGUCUCAGAGCUUGACAUGCCCAACUUCGAUGCUCCCAACCGACAAUCACUACGAUCACGAGCCUUGGACGCACUGAAAAAGACUAUGCUCUCGAGGGGACGAGAAGCAACACCAAUGUGGAAUGCCAUGAAUCGUAUCAUCUCAAACUGCCUCGCCAAAUCUACGUCGACGACCUUCCCAGUAACGCCAUUCCCGGCUGUACGGACUGACUUGCCCAUCAACGCAACGACGCAGGGACUAGGUUCUUCUGCCACUGAACCAAGCCCAGCGCUGCUGCCAGACAUGCCAACUUUCGGAGACUUUACAUCAUCAGCCUCGUUGCCUGACCCUACAGCAUUGGGGAGCAUAGAAAUUCUGGGACCUGACAUUAUGUUUGACUGGGGAUUUUGGAACAUUGAUUCAGCAGCUCCUAGUCCGUUUUGAAUACCAACGCUCUUCUGCCUGCCUGAAACAAAUAUUGGCAACACUGAGAAUAGAUUCUGUGUAGUUUACUUGUGAUUGUAAACUUGUUCAUGGAACUUCGUGGCUAGGGAACUUCGGCAUAUACUAAAGGAGAACUUCUAUGCGAAUAUGUCAGUAAUCCAACGAGAAUCCUAGGGGUAAUUUAUGAGAAACUUAAAUACCAUGCUGUCUAAGACACCGCUAGAGGUCCUAGAUAGCCUCACGGU